Molecule: messenger RNA, 1243 nt
Organism: Emys orbicularis (European pond turtle)
Lineage: Eukaryota; Metazoa; Chordata; Testudines; Emydidae
Gene: DDI2
Product: DNA damage inducible 1 homolog 2
Exons: 9
Coding region: 1-1197 (398 amino acids)
Biological process (GO): proteolysis
Molecular function (GO): aspartic-type endopeptidase activity; protein binding
Source: RefSeq, a predicted model, not a curated record
AUGCUGCUCACCGUGUUCUGCCUGCGCCGGGACCGCUCCGAGCUCACCUUCUCCCUGCAGGUGGACGCCGACUUCGAGCUGCAGAACUUCCGGGCGCUCUGCGAGCUGGAGUCCGGCAUCCCCGCGGCCGAGAGCCAGAUUGUCUAUGCAGAGAGGCCUCUAACUGACAACCACAGAUCAUUGGCCUCAUAUGGCUUGAAAGAUGGGGAUGUGGUGAUUUUACAGCAAAAGGAGAAUGCAGAGCCACGGCCCCCAGUCCAGUUUCCAGGUCUGCCCAGGAUAGACUUCAGCAGCAUUACAGUGCCUGGGACGUCAGCUCAGCUGCAGCAGCAGCAACCAGCGCAGCAUCCUCGCCCAUCGCCUCCGGAGACACCUUCAUCCCCUCAGGGCUUGGACAAUCCAGCACUGUUACGGGACAUGUUGCUUGCCAAUCCCCACGAGCUGUCCCUGCUGAAAGAACGCAAUCCACCCCUGGCCGAGGCGCUGCUCAGUGGAGACCUUGAGAAAUUUACCAGGGUGCUGGUGGAGCAGCAACAGGACCGAGCCCGCCGGGAGCAGGAGAGAAUCCGUCUGUUUUCAGCUGACCCUUUUGAUCUUGAGGCUCAGGCAAAGAUAGAAGAGGACAUAAGGCAACAAAAUAUUGAAGAGAACAUGACAAUAGCUAUGGAAGAGGCCCCAGAGAGCUUUGGCCAGGUGGUGAUGCUCUAUAUUAACUGCAAAGUCAAUGGACAUCCAGUGAAAGCCUUUGUUGAUUCAGGUGCCCAAAUGACCAUUAUGAGCCAAGCUUGUGCUGAAAGGUGUAACAUCAUGCGACUGGUGGACCGGCGCUGGGCAGGCAUUGCGAAGGGUGUGGGCACACAGAAAAUCAUUGGCAGAGUGCACCUAGCUCAGGUUCAGAUUGAAGGGGAUUUUCUGCCGUGUUCUUUCUCUAUCCUCGAAGAACAGCCCAUGGAUAUGCUUCUAGGCCUGGAUAUGCUUAAGAGACAUCAGUGUUCCAUUGAUCUCAAAAAGAAUGUACUAGUGAUUGGUACCACGGGAUCUCAGACAACUUUCCUUCCAGAAGGGGAGCUCCCAGAGUGUGCAAGACUGGCAUAUGGGCCAGGGCGGGAGGACAUGCGGCCGGAGGAGAUUGCAGACCAAGAACUGGCAGAAGCUCUACAGAAAUCUGUAGAGGAAGCAGAACAUCAGAAGCCUUGAUGCAUGUAGUGUGUGUGUACUGCAGCUGGAGUGGGCCACAGACCAG